AACUUUUGCAAAAGAAAAGCAAGGCGGGGAUUCGCUUGCGCUGCUGCGCCCUAUGGCGCAAUGGCCGCGGCGGCGCUCUGGGGGACCGACCCUGUUCGCCUGCCCCCCCUUUUUAAAGGGAAGCGAAAGGAAGGAAGGGGGCCCCUCCCUUCUCGAGAAGGCAGCAGGUGGAGUUUGCCAGCAUCAUAUGACGCGACGAAAAGUUGCGCUUCCUGAAAGUGUCCCCCCCCCCGCGGCUGCGCUCUUUUUCCUCGAACCCCCGGGCAAGUGGCUAGUCCUCAGUAGCUUUGGGGCACGCCGAGGGAGGGAGGGAGCCCGGCGGCCAGCCCUUCCCAUGGGGGGCGCCUUUCUCCCCCUGGGGGCCCUCUGGGCUUUGCUCACGGUGCCCGGGCUACUCCUCGCCGCCCGGACGGCCAGGAGCAACAUCAUCCUCUUUUUGGCCGAUGACCAGGACCUAGAGAUCGGGGGAAUGACCCCUAUGAAGAAGACACAGUCACUGAUCGGUGAGUUAGGUGCCACGUUUGCCAACGCGUUUGCAGUCACUCCGCUCUGCUGCCCGAGCCGGAGCAGCCUCCUCACCGGCUGUUACCCUCACAACCACCUGGUGCGCAACAACUCCUUGGAGGGCAACUGCAGCAGUCCCGUCUGGCAGAAGUUUCAGGAGCCCUUCACCUUCCCGGUGUAUCUGCAGAAGAAAGGCUACCAGACCUUCUAUGCCGGCAAAUACCUCAACCAGUACGGGGAUGCCAAAGCAGGGGGCGUUCUGCAUGUCCCUCCCGGGUGGAACUACUGGAUGGGCCUGGUGGGGAAUUCAAAAUAUUAUAACUACAGCCUUUCAGUCAACGGCCACGAGGAGAAACACGGGGACCUGUAUGAAGAGGACUAUCUCACAGACCUCAUUACCAACCGGAGCCUCAUGUUCCUGCAGAAGCUCUCGCGCGCCCCAUUUCUCAUGGUUUUAGCACCGCCUGCGGCUCACUCUCCAUGGAUCGCGUCUCCUCUCUACCAGUCGGCCUACAGCACCGUCAAAGCGCCGCGCAACGGGAGUUUCAACGUCCAUGGGAAAGACAAGCACUGGUUGAUACGGCAAGCCAAGAAUCCCAUGUCCAACACAUCCAUUGAGUUCCUGGACAACGUUUACAGGCAACGGUGGCGAACUCUUUUGUCUGUGGAUGACAUGGUGGAGAGAGUCUUGCGCCAGCUGAAGUCCCUCGACCUGCUGGGCAGCACAUACGUGUUCUACACGUCAGAUCAUGGUUACCACACAGGUCAAUUCUCGCUGCCCAUUGACAAGAGGCAGCUUUACGAAUUUGACAUCCGGGUGCCCCUUCUUGUGCGAGGCCCAGGCAUCAAACCGAACCAGACUUACUUGGAACCCAUUCUCAACAUUGAUCUGGGACCAACUUUCCUGGACAUUGCAGGAAUCAAUGUCUCACUUACCCCCAUGGAUGGGCAGUCCUUCUUGCCCCUGUUGGAGAACAGGACUCGUGUGAAUGGGUGGCGAUCAGAUUUCCUGGUGCAAUAUACUGGGGAAGGCUGCAGUGGUAAAGACCCCCACUGUCCAUCAUUGGGACCUGGUGUGUCGCAAUGCUUUCCAGACUGUGUGUGUGAAGAUGCCUUUAACAAUACAUAUGCUUGUGUGCGCACCCUGAGCCCCAUCAACUUGCAGUAUUGUGAAUUUGCUGAUGCCCAGGAUUUUGUGGAAGUGUAUAAUCUGACUUCCGACCCGCACCAGCUCAUCAAUGUGGCCAAGACGGUGGAUCCUUCGUUGUUGGAGCAGAUGAACCAGAGGUUGAUCAAGUUCCAAGCCUGUGCGGGGCCCAGCUGCCGCUCGUAAAGACCCCGGGAUCUCUUCCAAUUGGGCUGGAGCACAGAAGACCAGGAGGUUCCGUUGGAUCUUUUCCCAUCACCACGUGGAUUCCUCCAGCUUUAAUCCAGCGCUGGUCUUCAGUUCUACGCCCCGUGGCUUUUAAAGCUAUGCUCAGCAGCUAGCUUUGAAGGACGCUUCCUGUGUCAAAAAGAGUGGGACAUUCUGCUCCCUGUCCCUAUCAGACUGACCGGAUUUCAAAUUCCUCCAGUUUUGCUCUCGUCCAUGCCUCUCGUUUGCCAUUGGACGUGUCAGUUAGCAAGGUGGGACAGAUCUACCUGAUGUCCUCCAUUCACUUUAAUGGCUGGGUGGAAUGCAUUCAGUCACUAACUGGAGCAGGAUUAUUACUCUUUCCAACACCGUCAUGUCCUCCUCUCGUAGCCAGUACAGAAUUGAUUUAUCUUUUACCACUAUCCUCAGCACUUCCUUUUGGUUCAUGAUGGACUCUGGAGACUCAGCACAUCCAUUCUAUUCUUGUUCUGUCUUGAACUUCUGUGCGCUUAAGAAGUCUUCAACUAGGUCCUCUCCCUCUAUUCCACAGUGGCUCUGGCAGCUGCUGGGAUGUCUGCCCUGUGCCCCUCCACUUUAAUGCUGUGAAAAUAAAUGGAAUAAAGGACUGGUUUAUUAGGAAAGGUGA
Molecule: messenger RNA, 2504 nt
Organism: Pogona vitticeps (central bearded dragon)
Lineage: Eukaryota; Metazoa; Chordata; Lepidosauria; Squamata; Agamidae
Product: N-acetylglucosamine-6-sulfatase
Biological process (GO): glycosaminoglycan metabolic process
Molecular function (GO): N-acetylglucosamine-6-sulfatase activity; glycosaminoglycan binding
Source: RefSeq, a predicted model, not a curated record